UGCCUGCCCGUGCCCAGGAAAACCGACACCGUGGUGGUGGGCGCCUACGACCAGGACGCACCCGGCCCUGAUCAGCAGAAACUGAAAAUCGAGAAGGUCUUCAAGAACCCCAAGUUCAACAUGCUGACCAUCCACGACGACAUCACCCUGAUCAAACUGGCCACUCCGGCGCAGCUGUCGGAUCGCGUGUCCCCCGUCUGCCUGCCCAAGGCCACCGACGAAUUCCCGGGGGGGAUGACCUGCGUCACCACUGGCUGGGGGCUCACUGACUCCAGCGCCUCGCACACGCCGGCGGUGCUGCAGCAGGCGGCUCUGCCGCUGCUCACCAACACCCAGUGCAAGGAGUUCUGGGGC
Molecule: messenger RNA, 354 nt
Organism: Cyanistes caeruleus (blue tit)
Lineage: Eukaryota; Metazoa; Chordata; Aves; Passeriformes; Paridae
Source: RefSeq, a predicted model, not a curated record